Loa loa (African eye worm) is the source of this 4887-nucleotide messenger RNA. Its product is annotated as CBR-LAM-2 protein. The coding region runs from base 1 to 4887 and encodes 1628 amino acids. Lineage: Eukaryota; Metazoa; Nematoda; Chromadorea; Rhabditida; Onchocercidae. Gene Ontology annotation, biological process: axon guidance. The transcript is spliced from 31 exons. The record is from RefSeq and is a predicted model, not a curated record. Gene Ontology annotation, cellular component: basement membrane.
AUGCAAUUAAUAUACUUCCUAAUUUGGAUAUGUGAAACAAUAAUAGCACAACCAGCAGAGCAGCAACCAUCGAUUGAUCCGAAUCAUCAUAUCCCAGGAAGUAGUCCAUGUUACGACGAUAUGAAUAUCCCGCAGCGAUGUGUUCCAGAUUUUAUUAAUGCUGCAUUCAAUCUUCAGGUUGAAGUAACUAAUACAUGUGGUCUUAAUGGACCUACAAGUUACUGUGUACAGACAGGUCACAGUGGCGUACGUAAAGUUUGUGACAUUUGCGAUGGCAAAGUUGAGGCAUAUGCUCAUCCUCCUGCUUAUUUGACUGAUUUUAAUAAUGCAAAUAACGAAACUUGGUGGCAAUCGGAGACGAUGAACGAAGGCAUCCAAUAUCCGAAUAGUGUUAAUUUAACACUACGUCUUGGCAAAACAUUCGAUAUCACUUAUGUUAGACUGAAAUUUGUCAGUCCAAGACCGGAAAGUUUUGCAAUUUUUAAGAAAACUCGUCCGGACGAUGACUGGAUUCCGUGGCAAUAUUACAGUGGAUCAUGUCGUUCAACAUAUGGAAUAAUCGAGAAGGCACCCAUUUUACCGAGUAAUGAAGCUGUGGCACAAUGUACCCGGGAAUUCUCAGAUAUUUCUCCAUUAACUGGUGGUAAUAUUGCAUUUUCAACAUUGGAAGGUAGACCUAGCAGUCAAAAUUUCGAGGAAAGUGAAACAUUGCAGGAAUGGGUGACAGCAUCUGAAAUACGGAUCAUGUUGACACGGAUGAAUACAUUUGGCGAUGAAGUGUUCCGAGACGCAAAAGUCUUACGAUCAUAUUAUUAUGCCAUAUCUGAUUUCGCUGUUGGCGGCAGGUGUAAGUGUAAUGGACAUGCAAGUGAAUGCGUGAAGUCAACAGGUGAUGGUGAAGAUCGUUUGGUAUGUCGAUGUGAGCAUAAUACAAUGGGUGCUGAUUGUGAUCAAUGCUUACCUUUUUAUAACGAUCGACCAUGGCGAGUUGGAACUGCAAAAGAGGCAAACGAAUGCAUUGCUUGCAACUGCAGUCAUUUAUCAAAUCGUUGCUACUUUGAUCAGACACUUUUCGAACAUACAGGUAGUGGUGGACAUUGUAUUGAUUGUGCUGGUAAUACUCAGGGAGCACAUUGCGAGGAAUGCGCACCGUUCAAUUGGCGUCGUCCUGGUGAACAUUAUUGUAUUCCAUGCCAAUGUAACGAAAUUGGAUCAUUAGGCAUGCAAUGCGAUGAGCAUGGUCAAUGUCCAUGUAAACCUGGAGUGAAUGGACAAUUCUGUGAUCGUUGCAUGUCCGGAUAUUAUGAGUUCUCGAUUAGUGGAUGCAAAAACUGUUUAUGCGAUAAGGCAGGAUCAUUGAACAAUGAAUCAGUUUGUGAUUCGGAAACAGGUAGUUGUAGUUGUAAAUUAAAUGUAGAAGGACGACAGUGUAACAAAUGCAAACCUGGAUAUUUUGAUUUAUCAUUGGAUAAUCAGUUCGGUUGUACACCAUGCUUUUGCUAUGGUCAUUCGUCCAUUUGCUCCAGUGCUGAUGGUUAUUAUGCAAUGAAUGUGAGCAGUAAUUUUGUUGAUGGGAAAGAACUUUGGAGUGCUACCUCAUUACGUGGACCGGAAGAUAUUCAAUGGGCUGAAAUGGAUAAAGCUAUCGCUGUUUCCGAUAUUAAUGGAUCACCGGUUUAUUUUGUUGCACCGAUACAGUUUACCGGAGAUCAACGAGCGUCAUACAAUCAGGAUUUAUGGUUUACGUUGCGUGUACAGAAAGCGCAAGUGCAUCCUAGCGCAAGAGAUAUAUUGAUUAUUGGCCAAGAAGGCGAGGAAUUAACCAUACCAAUUUUUGCCCAAGAAAAUCCAAUGCCAUCUGUAAAUGAACAAACGUAUCGUUUCCGGAUUCAUGCAAAUCCGGUAUUUCAGUGGAGCCCACGAUUGAAUGAGUUGGAUUUUAUCGGGAUUCUUUCCAAUGUUAGCGCUCUUAAGAUUCGUGGGACUUAUUCAACUGGAGAUGUUGGCUUCUUGAGUAAUGUUCACUUGGGAUCAGCAGGUUUGGCUACCUCAGCCGAUGAACCAAAGGAAGCGCAGUGGAUUGAAUCAUGCAACUGUUUAGAAGGUUUCAUUGGACAGUUCUGUGAAUCAUGUGCUUCUGGAUAUCGUCGUGAAAUAAAAUUCGGUGGACCAUUUGAUCGAUGUGUCAAAUGUGAAUGUCAUGGUCAUUCUACUUCUUGCGCACCAGAAUCAGGUGAAUGUAUUUGUGAACAUAAUACGGCCGGUGAUACAUGUGAACGUUGUACACGUGGUUAUUACGGGAAUGCACUACAAGGUACACCAGAUGAUUGUACAAAAUGUCCAUGUCCAGAAGAUGGUCCAUGUGUUUUGCAUACUGAUGGCGAUAUCAUUUGCACUGAUUGUCCAACCGGAUAUACUGGCCGAAGAUGCGACGUUUGCGCUGAUGGUUUCUUUGGUAAUCCAAGCGAGGGGAAAUUAUGUGUGGAAUGUUUAUGUAGUGGAAAUAUCGAUCCCAAUAGUAUCGGAAAUUGUGACUCAUUGACUGGUGAAUGCAAAAAGUGUAUUUAUGAUACAACUGGCUUCAAUUGUGAGGAGUGUAAGCCAGGCUAUUGGGGUGAUGCACUUUUAGAGCCAAAAGGAGAUUGCAAAGCAUGCAACUGUUUUGCGCCUGGUACCAAACGUCCUAACGUGGAUUAUGUCGUGCUUGAAUGUCAACAAAAUGAUGGCCAAUGCAAUUGUCAACCCCACGUGAUCGGAAUACAAUGCGAUCAGUGUCAGCCUGGAUACUUCAAUCUAACAUCCGGAAGUGGCUGCCAAGAAUGUAGCUGUGACGUUCUUGGUAGUGUCAAUAGCACCUGUGAUGUGCUAACCGGGCAAUGCUUGUGUAAACCUGGUGUGAUGGGUCGCAGAUGUGAUCAAUGUGAACCACAAUAUUACGGUUUCGGGAUAGAUGGUUGUGAACCAUGCGACUGUGAAGUUAUUGGAUCGGAAUCACCACAAUGCGAUGUUAUCACUGGUCAAUGUUUGUGUCGUAAUCAUAUCGAAGGACGACGUUGUGAUCAUUGUAUUGAAAAUCGUUACAAUCUUCAAGCUGGUUGUUUACCUUGUGAUGAUUGUUAUGCAUUAACACAACGUCGUGUACAUACAUUCAGAAAUGAUAUUGGUGUAUUGGAGGAGACUUUGAAGGAAAUUAUCGAAAAUCCUGCACCGGUUGACGAUGUGGAAUUCGAUAAUUAUGUCAAAACUGUCGGUGCUGAGGUCGAGGAUUUGGUUGGUGUCGUAAAGAAAAAAUUAGCUGGUGAUGAUUCGCAAAUUAUUGAACAGGUGAAUACGGUUAGGAGUGAUCUGAAGAAUGCAUUGAAAUUAUUAAGUUCAGUUGAUGAUAUCAUCAGUAAAGCAGAUAAGAAAGCCGCUACCAUAGAUGAAACAUUGAAACAGUGGAAUGUGAUCAAAGAUCGAGCACGAAGUGAUUUAGAAAAUGCGUUAUAUUAUUUGGAAACUGAGGGACAAACACAGUGGGAAUUGGCGCAAGAAGCAUCUCGAAAAUAUGGUGAACAAAGUCAGCAGUUAUCGGAAAUAGCGCAAGAAGCAAGGAAAUUAGCUGAACAACAGGAAAAUCGCAGUAUCGAAAUUGAAGCAUUAGCUGAAAAGAUUGCAAAUACCUCUAAACAGGCGCUUGUUGAAGCGAAAGAAGUGAUCUUUGGAGGUGAUGCUACUAGCAAAGAAAUUGCAAUCAUGAUGGAACGUUUGAAUGCAACCGAGAAAUUGUUGAACCAAACUCGCAAACUUGCUGAGGAACAAUUAGCGGAAGCGGAUCGUGCAUACAAAAUAGCUGCAGAAAGUUUAACAACUGUUGAUGGUCUACGAUUACCGAAUAUUGAUCCACAACAAAUUGAAGAAGAAGCGAAACGAGUCGCAGAUGAUGCUAAAGCCACAGCUGACAAUGCUAAGGAACAGGCGACUGCUAACAAAGAAUUGAUAGACGAAGCAAUACAGUUAAUUGCUGAAGCAAAAUAUGAAUUGCAAAGGGUUCAGGACCAACAAAAAGUUUCGGAUGAAUUACUGGCUGACGUGGAUGCUGCAAAGGCCCGUACAAUGGAGGCUGUUUCGCUUGCGGAAAGUACGCUAGCGGAAGCGCAACAUACGCUGGAAAUACUGAAUGAUUUCCAAGAACGAGUAGAUGCAAGUAAAUCAGAAGCAAUCGAAGAAUUGAGAAAUCUGAAUGAGAUCAAGAAAGAAAUUGCUUUGGCUGAGGAGACAACUCGAGAAGCUGAAAAUGCUAUUGGCAAUGCAAAAAAUGAUGCACAGAUGGCGGAAAAAAUUGCUUUACAAGCUGAAAAGGAAGCUAAAAGUAUCAGCAAGGAAGCGUAUGAAUUACGAAAUCAAACUCAGGGCGUGCGCAAAACUGCAGAGCAAUUAAAGUCAAGUGCCGAUCAACUGGUGAAUGAUGUCAAAGAGACCGGUACAACAAUGGAGGAUUAUAGACGACAAGCUAGUAGCGAUAAAGCUCGUGCUUCUGAGGCAGUUCAAAAAGCUCAGCUUGCCGAAAAAGCUGCUGAAGGUGCGAACAAAACCAUCAGCGAGGCGCAGGACAGUCUAAGAAGUAUUAUUAAUCAACUCCAUUCGUUAGAUGGUGUGAAUAGUGAAGAACUGGAUGAACUGGAAAAACAGCUGAAUCAAGCAGAAGAAUUGUUAAAAAGUGCUGACUUAGAUAAACAGGUAUCAUUACUCAAAGAACAGAAAAUUGAGCAGGAUCGUACGAUAACGCAAUUUAAAAAUGAAAUCGAUACUUUGAAAGACGAAGUGCAAAAUCUUGAAGAAAUACGUGAUUCAUUGCCGAACAAAUGCUUCAAUGUAAUUAAUUUGGAACAAGAGGGACACAAAUAG